This is a messenger RNA of Penicillium coprophilum, 1536 nucleotides long. Its product is annotated as sugar porter family MFS transporter. Bases 1 to 1536 code for a protein of 511 amino acids. Gene Ontology annotation, biological process: transmembrane transport; carbohydrate transport. Gene Ontology annotation, molecular function: carbohydrate:proton symporter activity. NCBI's taxonomy places the organism in Eukaryota, Fungi, Ascomycota, Eurotiomycetes, Eurotiales, Aspergillaceae. The transcript has 6 exons. The record is from RefSeq and is a predicted model, not a curated record. Gene Ontology annotation, cellular component: membrane.
AUGUAUACCAUAACAAACAUUUAUGUGCUUGCUGCCUUUGGUACCAUUGGAGGCGCUCUUUUUGGCUUUGAUGUGAGCUCCAUGAGCGCCUGGAUUGGCGUUGAUACAUACACAGAUUACUUCGGCUCGCCAGACUCCAACCUCCAAGGCGGAAUUACAGCUUCAAUGUCCGCUGGUUCUUUUGCGGGCUCAAUUGCAGCCGGUUGGUUAUCAGAUAUCCUUGGCCGUCGCUAUGCACUGAUGAUCGCCUCUCUUGUUUGGAUCGUGGGAGCAAUGGUUCAAUGUAGUGCACAAAGCGUGACACAUUUGGUCGCUGGUCGUGUUGUCAGUGGGCUUGCAGUUGGUGUGACCUCCUCGCAAACAUGUGUCUACUUAUCAGAACUGGCACCUGCCCAUAUCCGUGGUCGUGUAGUUGGUAUCCAACAAUGGGCAAUCGAAUGGGGUAUUUUGAUCAUGUACUUGAUCGCAUAUGGCUGCGUGGUUGGUGUGUCUGGCGCGGCUGCUUUUCGGAUUUGCUGGGGUGUACAGGCUAUUCCAGGGCUCAUCCUGUUUAUCGCUUUGUUCUUUUUCCCGGAGUCCCCUCGCUGGCUCGCUUCGCAAGAGCGCUGGGAAGAAGCGUUGGACACAUUGGCAGUUAUUCAUGCCAAUGGUGAUCGCCAUGACCCGGUUGUGCAGGUUGCAUUCGAAGAAGUUCAACAGGCCGUCCACGUUGCGCUUGAAUCUCACAAUGUCUCCUUCCUAGCAUUGUUUGGACCUCGUGUUUGGAAACGCACGAUGUGCGGAAUGAGCGUUCAAAUGUGGCAGCAGCUCCUUGGUGGUAAUGUUGCGAUGUACUACGUGGUUUAUAUCUUCGAGAUGGCUGGCAUGACUGGUAACACAACUCUGUGGUCCUCCGCCAUUCAGUAUGUCAUCUUCUUAGUGACUACCGGCAUUAUGCUUCCUUUCAUCGACCGCGUUGGACGAAGAAGUCUACUUCUUCUCGGAUCUGUCACCUGCAUGGUUGUGCACUUCAUCAUUGCUGGUGUCAUGGCAAGCAAAGGCAAUCCAGUUGCAAACGUGAAUGGCAAUGCGAACUUGACAUGGGAGAUAAAGGGCAGUGCAGGGAUGACAGUUAUCGCUUUUUCAUACAUCUUCACCGGCAUCUACGGCCUGACUUGGGCUCCCACUGCUUGGGUUUAUGCUGCCGAGGUUUUCCCUCUUAAGUACCGAGCGAAGGGCGUCGGGUUGUCGGCGGCCACGAACUGGAUUUUCAAUUUUGCCCUGGCUUACUUUGUGGCCCCGGCCUUCCACAAUAUUCAGUGGAAAACAUAUAUUAUUUUCGGGGUAUUCUGUACUGUCAUGAUUUUCCACGUGUUCUUCAUGUAUCCUGAAACGGUGGGCCGGUCACUCGAGGAGGUCGACCUGGUCUUCGAGACGAAUAUCAAGCCAUGGCGCACUCACGAAAUCGGAGAUCUUUUUGGAGAAGAGAUUGAACGUCGCAAGGACCUUGGUGCUAAGAUGGAGAUUGGUGGUGCAACCCAUGAAGAGGUGGUUUGA